Strongylus vulgaris is the source of this 495-nucleotide messenger RNA. NCBI's taxonomy places the organism in Eukaryota, Metazoa, Nematoda, Chromadorea, Rhabditida, Strongylidae. The record is from the annotation of a GenBank genome assembly.
AUGACAUCAUAUCGUGACACAUUAGAUGCGAUCGACAGUGCACGUGAUCACGCACCGUGCGGUCCGUGCCAGCACGACGCCGGUCGUGGUGACAUUGGCUCACGGAAAACCGCCAAGAGUGUUGACGCUUUUGUAAGACUGACCAGCGCACAAUUACAACAACAACAACAGCAGCAAGAACAGCGACGAGCCCAACAGCAGCAAGAGGAAGCUCGUCGCUAUGAGGAAUACCGUAGGACAAUCUCAAGGCCAACCUUCUCAGUGCCAGCGGAUCAAAAUAGACAAUGGCCACAGCAGAGUUACGAUAGGCAAAAGCAGUAUCCGCAGAUGCAGACUCAACAACAACAGCAACAAAGCCGUGAAAGAGUGCAAUACUAUCAGCCAACAACGACAACAACAUCUUUUCCAUAUUGGGAACGUCGAGAUAAUAUCGUACACCCACAGACAGGGAACUACCGUACCCCUGGUGAUGUGCGGCAGAGACAGGACGAGCAA